CUCUUAUCUGAAGGUUUGUGUACUGUCUGUAACAGCGAAAUAACUGUGCUGUAUUUUUGUAAAUGUGUCAAAGGCUCACCUUGCACAGUUUCAACACCAGUUUUACCAAUACGAGCAGUGGGUGGACACAUAUAUAAACACUGGUCUGUCUUUACUUGAUCUCUGCGGUUUGAGAGUCCUCCAUACUGCACUGCAAACAUGGCGGGAAUUGGCAGACUGUCCACCAAGGGCUCAGUGCUGCUGCUGUGUGACAUGCAGGAGAAGUUCAGACCCACUAUUUUCCAGUUUACAAACGUCGUGAACAAUGCUGCAAGAUUGUUACAGGCAUGUCGAAUCUUAAACAUCCCUCAGAUUUUAACCGAGCAGUACCCUAAGGGUCUAGGGCCCACUGUUCCUGAGCUGGGGGCUGAGGGCCUGAAGCCUCACACAAAGACCAGUUUCUCCAUGAUGACAGAGAGUGUGCAGAGCUCACUCAAGAGCAUGGGAAACCCUCAGCAAGUCAUACUGUGUGGCAUCGAGGCACAAGCAUGCAUUGCGUGCACAGCCUUUGAUCUCCUGGAGAGAGGAAUGGAGGUUCAUAUUGUAGCUGAUGCUGUGUCUUCUCGAAGUCAGACAGAUCGUCUUUUUGCACUGUCACGGUUGAGGCAGAGUGGGGUGUUUCUCAACACUACAGAGGGAGUUUUACUGCAACUAGUGCAGGAUGCCAAGCACCCCAACUUUAAAGAGAUCCAGAAACUCCUGGCUCACCCCUCCCCUGAUACAGGCCUGCUGGCCUUCUUCAGCUCUCUAUAGGGCCAGUCAAACACACACUACACCUUGCAGACAUAAUUACAGAAAUUACUAAAAAUCAUCACACACUGUUCUGUCAACCUGUUGGACUCAUGUGAGAUCUGUGUAUUUUUACAUAGUUUCACAGAAACACAGAUAUUUAAAAUGUUAAAAUAAAAAAAAAUAAAAAAUAAAUAAAUGUGUCAGAAAUGUUAACUUUUAAUGGUAAGUCUAAAAUUAGGUUAAUUGGGUAUCAUAAACUAUCAGUCAACAUUUUUACAGCAUUUGUGGUAACAAUAAGAUCUCAAUAAUAUUAGCUAAUGCGUAUAAUAGAAAUAGGCUCAGUAGAGUUGCCCUUAGCAAAGCACAUCCUUCAACAAUGAUAUUGAAUUGAACCAAAUCAUCACUGAAUUAUAACAAAAUCUGCAUUCUGUGGAACUGAAUGUGCCUAAUGUACCAAACCUGUUUCACACCGAUAAAGCUUCAUACCUGAUUUAA
Molecule: messenger RNA, 1266 nt
Organism: Danio aesculapii
Lineage: Eukaryota; Metazoa; Chordata; Actinopteri; Cypriniformes; Danionidae
Gene: isoc2
Product: isochorismatase domain containing 2
Exons: 7
Coding region: 199-792 (197 amino acids)
Cellular component (GO): cytoplasm
Source: RefSeq, a predicted model, not a curated record